ACAGAAUUACCAAAUCGUUACUAGAUUAAAUUAUUUUAAUCUAGAUAUUUUUACUAUUCAAUGUGUACCUUUUUAAUUGAAUGAGAAUAUAUUGGUGAUACUGAUGCGAAUUGCACGACAUCUAUAUUAAAAAAUAAUGUCUAGGCUUGCGAUUUGUGCUUCAAUGAUGUGGCGGUAACAGUAUGUGCGCAUAGUAUCUGAUAAUAGAUUAUAGCAUUAUCAUGACUGUCGUAAAUUAUAAUACAAUGAAAUACUUGUUAUAUUCUUUUGUAAUCAUUUAUUUAAAUUUUGAUUACGCACAAGCCCAAAAUGAUUACCGUUAUGAUGACAAAUUACAAAUUACAGCAACUACAAUGAAAGUUGAAGACUUAACGUCAACUCAACCUCAGGGCUCUCUUGGGCUCCUACAUGCUUUUGUAGCUUCCCUGUCUGUCAUUGUUGUUUCCGAAUUAGGAGAUAAAACUUUCUUCAUUGCCGCUAUUAUGGCAAUGAAGCAUCCUAGGUUGACUGUUUUUAUAGGAGCUAUAAGUGCUCUUGCUCUUAUGACUAUAUUAUCAGUAAUAUUUGGAUAUGCGGCAACUAUAAUUCCACGUACCUAUACGUAUUAUAUUUCAACAGUACUUUUUGCUUUAUUUGGUAUAAAAAUGUUGAGAGACGGAUAUUAUAUGUCACCAACAGGAGCACAAGAAGAACUUGAAGAAGUUCAAUCAGAUUUACGUAAACGAGAAGAUGAGUAUGAAAAAGAAACAUCAACCACAUUAGUCCAGGAUCCAGAAAGUGGUAUUAUAAGGAAAACUACUAAGCGUUCUGCAUUAAUGGUACUUUCUCGAAUAUUUUUACAAGCAUUUACUCUCACCUUUUUGGCAGAAUGGGGUGAUCGUUCACAGUUAACAACAAUCAUACUUGCAGCAAGAGAGGAUGUUUAUGGAGUUGUAUUUGGUGGUAUUCUUGGUCAUUCAUUUUGUACAGGCUUAGCUGUAUUAGGUGGACGUAUGAUUGCACAAAAAAUUUCUGUGCGAACAGUGACUAUUAUUGGAGGAUUGGUAUUUCUACUUUUUGCUCUGACAGCUCUGUUUAUAAAUCCAACAGAAAAUACGUGAACAUUGAAUUGAAUGGUAUUCAAUUCAAUUGGAUUCAUUAAACUCUUUGUGGUAAAAUAUGUGAAUAUGUAUUAUAUACUUAUUAAUGUUUACAAAUCAUAGUAUUAUAAAUACGUGAAAUUUGGUGCGCUGUACCAUAUAUGUAUUAUAGACAUUUAGUAUUUUUUAAUAGAUCACAGCAGGAGUAUUUAUAUCAAAAUUGUUUUAAACAUUAUGCACAUAAUGUAGAUAUGCAUUAUACAUUGUAGUGAUAAAUAACACUACUUUAAUUGUAUAUCUGCAUAAAGAAACGUUUUUAAUAUGAAGAUUAUGAUAAUCAUGUUUUUUGUUCAUAAUAUGUUACCAGUAUACAGAUCUUUUGUAUUAUAAUAUUCACGAAAGUAAUCCUCUUUGUAUACUAUGAAAAUUUUAUUUUAUAUUAUUUUUCUGCAAGAUCUAUAUUUCCCAAUAUAUCGAUGCAUAUAAUAAAAGAUUUUUACAAAAUAAUAGGUAUAUUUUUUACAUUGAUCAACUUGGUAUAAAGAACCUGUUUAGUAAAUAAUAAUUUCAUGGUGUUUAAUUUUUUUUUUUAAAUUUUUGUUAUCCUUGCACUUUCUUUGUGAAUUGAUCAGAAUUCUUCAAUUUUUCUACAUAUUUUUUGCUUGAUAAAUAUAUAAAAUUUAUUUUUUCAAAAUUUGAGAUUAAAAAAAAGAUUUUAGAAAUAAUACUUGUAUAGAUAAUAUGACAUAAAGCAUCAUAUAUUGGAAUAUCAAUAAAAAUAUUAUAUAUUCGUGUAACAUUUUUACAAGUAGAUCUAUAGAAAUAAUAUCAUAAAAACAUAAAAGAUUUUAAUGACAUGUAAAGUAAGAACAAAAUAGUGGAACAAAAGAAAAAUUAAAUAUAAGCUAAAAAACCUGUUGAUUAGAAUAGUGUAUAUGUUCAAACGAACUUAAACAUAUAUUUGUAUUUUUAAUACUGUUAUAAAUAUUUGAAAUGCAAAAAUAAUUCUAUGCUGAUAAUUAUUGUAAAUGAUAUUAAUUAAGAAGAAUAGUUGUAAAUAAAUGAUUUAUGUCAA
Molecule: messenger RNA, 2154 nt
Organism: Vespa velutina
Lineage: Eukaryota; Metazoa; Arthropoda; Insecta; Hymenoptera; Vespidae
Product: transmembrane protein 165
Exons: 6
Coding region: 222-1100 (292 amino acids)
Biological process (GO): Golgi calcium ion homeostasis; manganese ion transmembrane transport; Golgi calcium ion transport
Cellular component (GO): Golgi apparatus
Molecular function (GO): manganese ion transmembrane transporter activity; calcium ion transmembrane transporter activity
Source: RefSeq, a predicted model, not a curated record